Molecule: messenger RNA, 3366 nt
Organism: Rotaria sp. Silwood2
Lineage: Eukaryota; Metazoa; Rotifera; Eurotatoria; Philodinida; Philodinidae
Source: the annotation of a GenBank genome assembly
AUGUUCCCUACUCGUACCUAUUAUAGACCAUUAUCUAGAUUUGAUAUUUAUAAAUUAGCAUUAAUUGAUGAAUCAACAAUUGAAUAUCAGCGAUCAGCAUGGGAACGUUUAAAAAAAAGUAUUAAUAGUAAAAUAAAUAAAGUUAAUACCUCAAAUUUACCAUCAAUUAUUCGUGAAUUAUUUAAUAAUAAUAUUAUUCGCGGUCGUGGUUUACUUGCUCAUAAUAUUAUUCGAGCACAAAUAGCAUCACCAUUUUAUACUCCUGUUUAUGCUGCAUUAGUAUCUGUUAUUAAUACAAUAUUACCAGAAAUCGGUGAAUUAAUUGCUAAACAUCUUAUAUCAUCAUUUCAUCAUACAUAUGAACAAAAUGAUAAAAUUAAUUGUUUAUCAACAAUAAAAUUUAUUGGACAUUUUAUUAAUCAAAAUAUUUUACAUAGUCUAGUAGCAUUAGAAAUGCUUGUAGUUUUACUUGAAAAUCCGACUGAUGAUAGUGUUGAAUUAGCUAUUGAAUUUUUAAACAUAUGUGUAGAAAAAUUAUCACAAGUUAGUUUACAUGGAUUAGAUUCUGUAUUUUCAACAUUAAACAAUUUACUUAAUGAAUCAUCAUUAAAUGAAUGUACACUACAUAUAAUUGAAGUUUUAUUUGCUAUACGAAAAGAUCAAUUUAAAGUAAAUCCGAUGAUACAACCUGGUCUUGAUUUAGUUGAUGAAAGUGAUCAACAUACACAUAUAAUUACAUUAGAUGAUCCAUGUGAACCUGAACCAAUGCUUAAUAUAUUUCGAUAUGAUGACCAAUAUGAAGAAAAUGAAAAUGAAUAUGAAGAAUUUCGAAGAAAAAUUAUUAGUGAGAGUUAUGGUGAUAAACAAGGUAAUGGAAAAAAAAGAAGAACAAGAAAGUGAUGUAGCCUGGGGUCCGAUUCGUCCUAUAAUUACUAUAUUUUGUCGAAAAAAAGUCAGAAAAUCUGUGAUCUUCAUCGUACAGAAUAUUUACUCAUUAUCAGACAAGACAUUUUCAAUGAGUAAUCAUAUUUUUUCGAUGUUUAGUCGUACCAUAGUUGCAUUCAUUCUAAAUAAACAACUAAUUUUUCUUUUUCAUCUGGAAAAUUUAUUGAAUGAAUAAUAGCUAAAGAAUAUUAUACUAAAUAUUCAAAUUGAGCAAGCUAAUAUUACAAAAUGAUCAUAUACUUUAUGAAACUACUUUUUAUUCCUGUUUCAUAUAUGUAUGCGUAUGUAAAGCAUAUAAAUAGAUAUUGGUUGCACAAAUGAAUUAUUUUUAUUAUUCAAAUUUAACUAUGAAAAAUAACGUUUUGUCGAGAAAUAAUUGUGCUGUUAGUAUUUUUAAAAUCUCUCCUCUUUUGUGAACUUUAUUGGACUGUCUUCUUUACCAAAAGAGUUCCCAUUCAAUUUUCUAUAAAAAGUAUAUUGAAUGUUUUAUUGGGAAAUUCGAAGGGGUAACAUGCCAUGAGAAAUUUGGAGAUAUACCAAAAUGGAGGAAAAAGUAAAUGACGAUAAGCUGAAAAAUAGGUCUUUUUUUGAGGAUUUUUUGCUAAAAGUUUAUGAGACAGAAAAAUUUCCGUAGUCACCGUAUACGCCUUGAUGAGCUAUAGUUUUCCUCUAUAAUUAAGAAAGAAUCCUUGUUAGAAUGGAGCAUGUAAAGAUUUUAUUCUUUUUUGUCACUUUUUCAAAAAAUGACAAGUUUUUUAAUCAAUAACUUAAUCCCACCAAUAAAGUAAAUAAACCUUAUUCAAACUUGAUUCAAUUAGGUUGCAUUUUUUAUUUACUUUGAUAAUCAAGAUCUAGUUGUACUAGGUGGAAAAUAAUAUUUUGCCAGGGGGAUACCGCUAUAAUUGCAAAUAGAAGACAAUGAGUUUUAUAUCAAAUAAAAGCUCGUCAAAAAUGGGGUUUAUUGAUAUUAAAUAGUGAGGAUUAUGAAAACUUUUUAACAUUGAACUUGAGAAACUUUAAGAAAUUUUAUACUUUUUUUGGGGUGAGAAAGUAAAGUGCCAGUAAUUGAAAAAUGGAUUAAAAUGUUUUUCUUGGAUAUUUUUGCAUGAUUUGAUAGAGCUCGUCGAGCUCUAUGAAAUUGUAUAUAUUAAAAAUUUUUUGAGUGAUUUUUUAUGGUAAAAAAUUCAAAAAACUAUUUGGAAAAUCUUAAAAAACGUUUAAAAAGUCAUAUUUUUGAUAUGGAAGAAAAACACUAGAAUUUUUAAAAAAAUUUGCUUUUUUUUGAUUAUUUUUCCUCAGGUGUUUCGAAAUANAGUUUUCUUAGUUGUAGCAAUAACCGUACCAAUAGUUCAUGUAGUGAUCCCGUAACCAUACCUAUGGUAAUUGUCAUCGUUGCAUCACUAACAUUAAUAACGAUAGUCGAAGCUAUACUCCUUACUAGACGGCACUAUAACGCAUAAAGCGUUUCUUUCAUACUUGAUUACCGUGAUUCUAUUAAGAAAAGGACCAGUGGAACCAUGACAACUUAUGCCAAACUCCGAUGUAACAGCAUCAGUGAUAGAUGCAAGUAUGCAGGUGUCUGAAAAAUGGUCAAAAUCGACCCUAUUAGUGGGCUCCUAAUAUUCUAACCUGCCAUGUUCGCCUUAAACUCUAGGAUUGAAACCGUAUUCUUGAUUUGAGAAUGUAGUCGUAUACGAGACACUUUUAUGCACGAAUAUAAUCAUCAUGCUAACGAGGUGGUCCGUAUAAAAAUAAAAGCCUACGGUGGUGGCUGCUAGACGGACAUUAUCUGUUAUCUUGACCCUCAACUAGUCCAUAAAAUUCUUUGAAUCGGCCAUAACGAUAGGUUUUCGCUCUCUAACUUCCAUUGUUAGCUUUCAUGUUGAUGGUCAAAACUGUAUAGCCGAGUGGAGGAAUUAUACCAUCCCCAAUCUUCCUUUUGUCCAACUGGCGAAUAUUAACUAGCUUUUCGCCAAUUGGCGAAUAUACUAACGAAAAAUGAUCUGGGUGUAGGUGACCGGGUGUGGAUGUGGGUGUAGGUGCGAGUCUGGAUGUUGUAUAUGUGCUUGACCUAUACUCAUACCCACGUCCACACACCCACAUCGUGUAAUACUUAAAUAUUUUAUCAUCCAUUUAGUUGAGUCAAAAUUCUACGGAUUAAAAUUGGCGAAUUAUCCAUGACAUUCGCCCAUUGGCGAAAAUACUAAGGCAAAAAUAAAUAUUUUUUGACGAAUUUCAUACUAGAGAUCCGCCAAUAGACGAAUGUCGUGGGAAAAUUGUCACUAGUGAGCGUACUGUUGGCGAAAUUUCGAAUAGGUGAACUUACAGAGCCAGCUGCGUGUACGACAAGACUGAUAAUGAAAAAUCUUUUCCAAGAUAUGCAUGGCUACAAAGCUAAUAAUAGAAUCAAUAGGGUGACGA